UUUGGAGAGGGAAAAAGAGUUGCCUUCCCUCCACUAAGUUUUCUUAAUCUGUGGUCGGUCCCAUCCCAUCCCAUCUGGGCUCUCUUUUCUUUACCCCCAACAGCAUUAUUGUACCCUUUUUUUUAUUCUCUUCUCAUUUCUUUCUUCUUUUUCUUCUCCAUUCUCACCGGAACCUAUUUCUUAUUCUCUGGCAAACAUGGCGGAAUCCGGCUGGUGCUGCAAGUGCUGCUUCAAGUUCAUCAUAACAGCCGGCUUUUCAGCUCUGUUUUUAUGGUUAAGCCUUCGAACCCGCAAACCCAAAUGCUCAAUCGAAUUUUUCUACAUUCCAGCCUUAAAUCAAUCCCUAAAUUCUUCCUCGAAUUCCUCCCUCAUCUUCGAUCUGCGUCUCAAAAACCAGAACAAAGAAAAAUCCGUCUACUAUGACACUAUCUAUCUCAACCUCACGCUCCUCGACGAAACUCGCCGCCUGGUGGGUAACUUGACGGUACCUGGUUUCCAUCAAGGCCGCGACAAGAAGGCGUUGAGGAAGGAGUCCUUCGAGGCCCGUGGAGUUGAUUGGAAGGCGGUUUCCCGUAAUGGGUCAACGGUUAUCCGGCUGGAUUUGGCGACGGCGGUCAGGUACAAGAUCUUGCUGUGGAAGACCAAGAGGGAGAAUUUGAGACUCGGAACAGAGGUCAAAGUCAACGAACAGGGAGUCAAGGACAACCCACAUGGAAUCACGCUCAACUCUGGCGCCGCCGUGCCCGUCGGCUCGCUGGUGAGGGUUAUUUGGAGCUUUUGGGUGUUUGUUUUGUGGAUAAUUUUUUGAAAUUAAACCUCAACUGUGUUUCUUGUUGUGGGUUUGUUUGAUUUAGUCGAAUUUUUGGGCGGCGUUUUUAGUCGGAAGUGUUCUCCACCGCCCACUCACGGCUGACGUUAGAUGGUACAUAAAUUAAUUUUUGGUUGAAUAAAAUAUUUAUGUGUUCCAUUUUGGAAAGUUUUAUUUUA
Messenger RNA from Cucumis sativus (cucumber), 987 nucleotides. RefSeq names its product protein NDR1. The record is from RefSeq and is a predicted model, not a curated record. Gene Ontology annotation, biological process: defense response to other organism. The transcript has a single exon. NCBI's taxonomy places the organism in Eukaryota, Viridiplantae, Streptophyta, Magnoliopsida, Cucurbitales, Cucurbitaceae. Bases 197 to 808 code for a protein of 203 amino acids.